CUUGCGAUUGUUUGUAAACAUAUCGACACGUUGAAUUGUGUGUGUGAAACUGUAACUUUGCUCUCUUUUGGUGUGUGUUUUCAAAUUUAUUUUAUAGUCAUUUCCGAAACAAAUUUAGCGAGAAUGGAGUAUCAGGAGUUACAAGUUAUUGACGAACAAAAUAUAUUGGAGGUCCCUCCGCGCAAGGAAUCCGGUAAACGUGGACGAAAACCUGGAAGGAAAUCGGCGGAGAAGGUCGACAUGAGAGCUAAGCUAGAGCGAAGCCGACAAAGUGCCAGGGAGUGUAGGGCGCGCAAGAAGUUGCGGUAUCAGUAUUUGGAGGAGCUUGUAGCAGAUCGGGAGAAGGCGAUACUUAUACUGAAAAAUGAAUUGGAGAAGUUUCAGUUUUGGGCAAAAGAAAUCGACGCCGGACGUAUGCCCGAUGGUAUACAAGAGUUGCUUGAAGAAGCUGGUAAAGAACAAAAGUGAUCAGAUUUGAAGUGAUGUUAUUUUUUGAUACAUAAAUAUUAUUUAUUUAUAUAUGCA
This is a messenger RNA of Photinus pyralis (common eastern firefly), 525 nucleotides long. RefSeq names its product REPTOR-binding partner-like. Gene Ontology annotation, molecular function: DNA-binding transcription factor activity. The record is from RefSeq and is a predicted model, not a curated record. Bases 124 to 468 code for a protein of 114 amino acids. Gene Ontology annotation, biological process: regulation of DNA-templated transcription. The transcript is spliced from 4 exons. Lineage: Eukaryota; Metazoa; Arthropoda; Insecta; Coleoptera; Lampyridae. Gene Ontology annotation, cellular component: nucleus.